CCCACUGCAAACCUCCCCAAACCCUUCUCGAUCUCCUCUCCUCCCCUCCCCGCUCCAAAAUGUGGAGCCGCCACCUCCUCCGCCGCCUCCUACCAUCUCCGGCCACCGCCGGCGCCCCAUCCCCCUUGAUCCGCCACCUCUCCACCACCGCCGUCCCAACGACCGACAUCACCUCCAUCGCCUCCUCCCUCGCCGCGGCGGUCACCAAGCUCUCCUCCACCCCGCCGCCAGCCACCUCCCCGGAGGCCUACUUCUCCCUCCACUUCUCCGACGUCCGCCCCACCACCGCGCUCCUCGCCGAGGCGCUCUCCCUCUCCCCUCCCGCCACCUCGCGCGCCGCCGCCGACCUCUUCCGCUUCCUCGUCCGCCGCUCGCUCCACCCUUCCGACGGCGCGCUCGCGCUCGUCGUCCGCCACCUCGCCCGCCGCCGCGACUUCCCCGCCGUCCGCACCCUCCUCCAGGAGUUCCCAUCCGCGCUCGGGCCCGACACGCUCAAGGCCUACCUCUUCCACCUCGCGAGAGCCGGGCGCGCCACUGACGCGCUCAAGGUGUUCGACGAGUUGCCUGCGCAGCUUCGCACCCGCGAGGCGCUCACUUCCCUGGUGACCUCCCUCUCCUCCGAGGGAUUCCCACAGCUUGCGGAGCGCGCUGUCAAGAAGGUCGCCCAUGAGAUCUUCCCGGAUGAUAAUAUCUGCACUUUGCUGGUAGCUGGUUAUGCCGACGCUGGUAAGCUGGACCAUGCGCUACGGUUGAUCGGUGAGACGCGCAAUGGUGGGUUCCAGCCUGGAUUGGACGCCUACAAUGCGGUUCUUGAUUGCGUCUGCCGGCUCUGUCGCAAGAAGGACCCAUUAAGGAUGCCUGCAGAGGCGGAGAAGUUCCUAAUUGACAUGGAGGCCAAUGGCAUUCCCCGGGAUGCAGGAACAUUCAGGGUGCUGAUUAAAAAUCUCUGUAAGAUUCGCAGGACUGAGGAUGCAAUGAAUCUGUUCCGACGAAUGGGUGAGUGGGGAUGCUCGCCAGAUGCUGACACAUACCUAAUACUGAUCAAGAGCUUGUAUCAGGCUGCCCGGAUUUCUGAAGGGGACGAGAUGGUGACAUGGAUGCGGUCUGCAGGGUUUGGAGAUAAACUUGAUAGGAAGGCAUAUUAUGGGUUCAUCAAGGUUUUAUGUGGGAUUGAGAGGGUUGAGCAUGCUAUCAAGGUCUUCCGCAUGAUGAAAGGAUAUGGGCAUGCACCUGGGACGAAAUCGUAUAGCUUGCUGAUCGAGAAGCUGGCUACGCAUAAUUUAGGGGAUCGCUCAAAUGCACUCUUCAGGGAGGCUGUAGCGCGUGGGGUUACUGUGACACAAGGAGUGUAUAAGAUUGACAAGAGGUACGUGAAAGAAAAGAAGGAGAAGGUGGUCAAGAAGAGGCUGACUUUACCGGAGAAGAAGAUAUUGAAGAGCAAGCGGCUGUACAAGCUCAAGAUGAGCUUUGUCAAGAAGCCUAGGCGGCGAAUGAGGGCUUGAGAAGACUAGGGUUGGGUUGGGGCGGAUGAUCUUGGGAAGUGAAGCAUCAGAAAGAGCCCACUGAUAUAAUUUAGAAGAGCAGAAAAUUGAUGUCCAUGAAUUGUGCCCCCC
This is a messenger RNA of Lolium perenne, 1613 nucleotides long. RefSeq names its product small ribosomal subunit protein mL104 (rPPR9). NCBI's taxonomy places the organism in Eukaryota, Viridiplantae, Streptophyta, Magnoliopsida, Poales, Poaceae. The record is from RefSeq and is a predicted model, not a curated record. Gene Ontology annotation, molecular function: protein binding.